Messenger RNA from Cornus florida, 3856 nucleotides. RefSeq names its product autophagy-related protein 18h-like. Gene Ontology annotation, cellular component: cytoplasm. Gene Ontology annotation, molecular function: protein binding. Gene Ontology annotation, biological process: autophagy; response to starvation. The record is from RefSeq and is a predicted model, not a curated record. Lineage: Eukaryota; Viridiplantae; Streptophyta; Magnoliopsida; Cornales; Cornaceae. Bases 306 to 3365 code for a protein of 1019 amino acids. The transcript has 9 exons.
UGAUAUUAACAAAAAUUUGGUUACAGCACACUUAAGAAGAAGAGUUUAAAACGAAGAGAGAGAUUGAGGAGAGAAAGGAACCGUCUCAUUUAAGGUCAAAUCAACAACAAACAACAACGACACCAAAUCCUCGCCGGUGUUAUCUCUGCGCGUGUCAGAUUCCGGCGCAUCUUUUUUUUUAAUGCUCAAUCUGAUCGUCAGUUUUCGUCGGCGUUCGGCGGCGGUAGGUGACGGCGACGGUGACGGCGGUGGUGCAGUGAUUCCAUAUAUGAUAGAGCUAUAACAUUUCAUUUCGGUAACCGAUUAUGAAGAAAAACCUAAACAGCUAUAACAACAAGUCCAAGAGCAGCAGCAGCAAUGGCUUCCUUCCUAGUUCUUUCAGGAUCAUCUCGUCUUGCAUCAGGACCGUGUCUUCGAACGUGCGCUCCGCGGGAGCUUCCAUUGCCGGUUCGAUAUCCGGAGAUUCCGAUGAGCACCGCAAAGACCAGGUUCUAUGGGCUUGCUUUGACAGAUUAGAACUUGGCCCGUUUUGCUCCAAGCGUGUUCUGUUACUUGGUUACUCCAAUGGCUUUCAAGUCCUUGAUGUAGAAGAUGCUUCCAGUGUGAGUGAACUGGUGUCAAGGCGUGAUGGUCCAGUCACAUUUUUACAAAUGCAGCCCAUUCCUUCAAAAAUUGAAGGACAUGAAGGAUUCAGAAAAUCACAUCCCUUGCUCUUGGUUGUUGCAAGUGAUGAAACAAGAGGCUCAGUUCCAAUGCAGAAUGGGAGAGAUGGUUAUAUUGAAUCUCAAACAGGAAACUUUCUGAACUCGCCUACAGCUGUUCGGUUUUACUCAUUAAGGUCCCACAAUUAUGUUCAUGUUCUGAGAUUCCGAUCAACUGUUUAUAUGGUCAGGUGCAGUCCACGGAUAUUGGCUGUGGGUCUCGCAGCACAAAUAUACUGCUUUGAUGCACUCACGCUUGAGAAUAAAUUCAGUGUUCUUACAUAUCCCGUUCCUCAGUUGGGUGGCCCUGGAAUGGUUGGAGUUAACGUUGGCUAUGGUCCAAUGGCUGUGGGACCCAGGUGGUUAGCUUAUGCUACAAACAACCCAUUGUCAUUGAACACAGGACGCCUUAGUCCCCAAAGCCUUAGUCCUUCUCCAGGCAUUAGCCCUUCUACGUCACCUAGUAAUGGAAGUCUGAUGGCUCGGUAUGCCAUGGAAUCAAGUAAGCAGUUAGCUACCGGAAUAAUUAAUCUGGGUGAUAUGGGCUACAAAACUUUCUCUAAAUACUGUCAUGAGCUUUUUCCUGAUGGUUCUAGUUCUCCUGGCUCAACAAAUUCCAGCUGGAAAGUUGGUAGGAUGGCAGCACACUCAUCCGACGCAGAUAUUGCUGGGAUGGUUGUUAUUAAAGAUUUUGUAUCUAGAGCUGUUGUAUCACAAUUUAGGGCUCAUACUAGUCCGAUAUCUGCUCUUUGUUUUGACCCAAGUGGGACUCUUCUGGUUACUGCCUCUAUACAUGGGAACAAUAUAAAUAUCUUUCGGAUCAUGCCUUGCUUCUCGCAAAAUGGAUCUGGAACUCAAAGCUAUGAUUGGAGUUCUGCUCAUGUGCACCUUUACAAGCUCCAUCGUGGCAUGACUUCAGCUGUAAUACAAGACAUUUGUUUUAGUCAUUAUAGUCAAUGGAUUACUAUUGUUUCAUCCAGGGGAACCUGCCAUAUAUUUGUUCUAUCACCCUUUGGUGGUGAGGCUGGCCUUCAAAUACAAAAUUCUCAUGUUGAUGGGCCAACUCUUGUACCUGUUCUAUCCCUACCAUGGUGGUCUACUUCUUCUCUUAUGGUAGACCAGCAAUCGUCUCCUCCAUCACCACAACCUAUCACUCUCGGUGUGGUCAGCAGGAUAAGAACUGGUAAUUCUGGGUGGCUUAAUACUGUAAGUAAUGCUGCAUCUUCUGCAGCAGGAAAGGUCUCUGUACCAUCUGCUGCUGUUGCUGCAGUUUUUCACAGCUCUGUACAUCAUGAUUUACAACCCACUCUUUCAAAUGUAAAUUGUUUGGAGCACCUAUUAGUUUAUGCUCAUCCUGGAAAUGUAAUUCAAUAUGAACUUCUCCCUUCAAUGGUGGGAGAACAAGGUGAAUCUGUAUUGAGAAGUGGGACAGGUUCAUUGGUGCAAAUGCAAGAGGAGGAAUUACGGGUGAAAGGUGAACCUGUUCAGUGGUGGGAUGUCUGCCGCAGAGCAGAUUGGCCAGAAAGAGAGGAGUGCAUUCAUGGGAUUAGUGGCAGACAAGAAGCUGCAGAGAUGGUCAUGGAUACUUCUGAUUGUGAAGAUAAUGAUAUUGGGGGAAAGGGUCCGGGAAAGCUACAUGAACGAUCCCAUUGGUAUCUCUCCAAUGCAGAAGUGCAGGUGCAGACCGGGAGGAUACCCAUUUGGCAAAAUCCAAAGAUAUAUUUCUUUACUAUGAGUCCGCUGGGGGAUGAGAAGCUGAAUCUCAGUAAAGAUUAUACUAGUGGAGAGAUUCAAGUUGAAAAGAUUCCUGUUCACAAGGUUGAAAUAAGGCGAAAGGAUUUACUACCUGUUUUUGACCGUUUCCAAAGGAUUCAGUCCGAUUGGAGUGAUGACAGGGGUUCUGUGGGGGAGAGAUAUUCAGCUACAUCUUCCUAUUCUCAUGGUGGUGUUGUUGAGGGGGGAUAUUCAACUUCAUCUUCUAGUUACAGUAAUGGUAAAGAGAAGUUUCCAGAAGAUACUAUGGUUUCUAACUCUAAGCUGGACUCACCAGGCUCAGUUGAUAAUCCUGCUGUCGGGUCAUCAAGAACUACUGCACCUUUGCAUGACUUGGAUCAAAUUGAUGCGGGGAAGUCCUAUCCUCUUAAUUUCCCAACUGCAAAUGGGAGUGAUAGGGUAACGUGUGGGAAUGUUAAUUUAGCAUCAUCCCCACUGAAGCAAAGCUCGUUUAACAGUGGUUAUCCUGUAAUUUCUCGUGAACUAUAUCCAACUGUCACUUCUUCUGGUGAAGAAAGUUACAUUGUAAAUAGUCCAUCUUCUCCGAAAAGGGGCUCACUUUCUACUGAAAGAACUAUUGCCAGAGAAGUUCAAUCUUCAAAUAGUGUUGUGACCAGUGAAGGUUCAAAUACGAGUUCUAACCGUUCUGAUUUGAGUAUGAACAUUCUUGAUGAGGGGCCACUGCAUGAAGAAUUGCAUGACCCACUAUACUUUGGGCAGUAUUUUCAAGAGGGGUACUGUAAAGCAUCAAUUCAUGAUGAUUGCUGUGAAUCAACCGAAGUUCCUGAUGUUGACUGCAGAAGUAGUCCUUGCAACAAGGAGAAAUCUGAUGAAGAUGGGGACAACGAUGACAUGCUUGGGGGUGUAUUUUCCUUCUCUGAAGAAGGUUGAUUUGUACCUCUCGUACCAUGUCGUGCGAGCCUCAUUUCCGCAUCACAAUUUGCACUCUAAUCUUGUAGAAAGGUUCCGAUCAGAGGUCAGCUAAAUGAAGGGUAUGGAUUUUAUUACUUGUAGAUAGCGCGGAAAGCCACUGACUAAUUGAUGGGGGAGAUACGACACCCAUUCCUUGUACAUCCCGGUGUUGCCAGCGCAAGCCUGCCCUGGUUUCUUCCAUCCUAAUUCUCAUGUAUAUAUGUUGUACAUUAAAAUUCAUGAUAAAAGUGAUUUGUGUGGACAGGUUCUUUCUAUGUUUGUGCAACAUUAUUUGUUAUUCAAAAGAAAAAUGAAAAUAAAGAUGAAAAUGAAAAAAGAGCUCAUUAUGCUGUUAUGUGCAUUCUUUAGUCUUGAUCAGGUUCUGCUGUUAUGUGCAUUCUUUUGUCUGGACAAAUACGUGUAUAUAUACAUAUAUAUAUAUAUAUAAUUGAAAUUUCGCCAACUUAUUA